Molecule: messenger RNA, 438 nt
Organism: Lactuca saligna
Lineage: Eukaryota; Viridiplantae; Streptophyta; Magnoliopsida; Asterales; Asteraceae
Source: the annotation of a GenBank genome assembly
AUGUCCCCAACCAAAGUUGUUAUUGAGCAACUAGAUGAUGAACCUUCUCUUGAACUCAAUAGGAUUAGGCCUAAGAAGAAAGAAACUGGUUCUUGUCCAGAAGAAGCUCCUAUUAUGCAAGAUGUUAGAGUUGAUUUCAAUGGCCUUGAUGAAAGAGAUAUACUAGAUGAUUUUGAGCUUUUUACUGACAAUGGAUAUCAAAAUGUAGACCCACAAGCACGUGUUGAUGAUUGGGAUGUGGAUAUAAGGGAAUAUAUCAAUGAUGUGGAUGGGGUUGAGUGGUUUAGACAAGCACCACAAACACAAGCAAAUUUAAACCAACAUGGUGAUGUUUUGGAGGUGAUUAACAAGAAUGAAUUUGAAAGUGCAUGUUAUGUGGAAGAGGAUGUUAAAAAAAUUGAAGAAGGUGUCUUGCUCAUAUGGAGUAGUACAUGUUAA